UGAUUUGCGAUGCCCCACGCUCUUGGAUGACCGUCCACCAUUUGGCCUGUGCCAGAGACAGUUUGACAUCGUCGCUGAGCCGACCGCAUCUCUUCUGUGUCCAGUUUUGAAUUCUAGGUCAAAAUGGUGUACUAUUACACAUCGAACGUGGUCAGUCCCUCGGCUUUUAUCUACGCGGGGAAGGACAAAUACGAGAAUGAGGAUCUUAUCAAAUAUGGACUAGAGAAGGACGUCUGGUUCCAUGUCGACAAUCUUUCCAGUGCGCAUAUCUACCUGCGACUCCGCGACAAUGAAACUUGGGAUAAGAUCCCCCAAGAGCUUCUCGAUGACUGUGCCCAACUCACCAAAGCGAACUCCAUUGACGGAAACAAGAAAGAUAACAUAACCGUGAUCUACACGCCAUGGUCGAACCUGAUGAAGAACGCAUCGAUGGCAGUCGGUCAGGUCUCUUUCCACAACCCGAAGAUGGUCAAGAAGGUUUUCGUCCCCGCACGUGAAAAUGCGAUCGUGAACCGCCUAAACAAGACAAAAGUCGAAAAGUUCCCGGAUCUGAUGGCUGAGAAGGAAGAAUAUCUGAAGAAACAGCGAAAAGAGGAGAGGCGGCUAAGGGAGGAAAAGAAAGCCGAGGAAAAGAAGGCCAAGAAGCAGAGGGAAGAGAUGAAAUGGCAAAAGGAACAUGCCUAUGAUGACAUGUUCAGCGAGGAGAAUCUCCAAAUGAGCAGCAACCAGGACCGGGAUCCGGAUUUCCUUGACGAUUUCAUGUAAAGAUACCAACUUAUCUUCGUCCAAGAGGAAGACGGUUUGCAAGAUUUCUCAGAGCUAGCUUCAAAGGAGCAGCCGGAGCAGGAACAGUCACAGUGAUAUUGUGGGUCGAUGACCACAAGGAUUCUCAUAUUGAGAUACAGUGGCGUCGCCGACAAAGCGCAGAAUAUUUCGCGCUACUUGAACCUGAUAUCUCUCCAUCACGGGGCUUCAUUUUCAUCCAUUUACGAGUGACGACAAAGGCAGCCAUCUACAUACAAAACAUAUAAAGCAUACAAAAGUCAAAAGGAUCAAUCUAUCAUUUUCCAAAUAUGGUAUACUUUUUCAAACCUCGCUGACAUGAAUAUUGGGACCGGGUCGAGUGCGUAGGGUAAAUUGGUCUUGAAAGUAGUUACUACAGAGAUGAGUAAUUACGUAUCUAUGGUAGGAACAAACAAACAAUAUACAUGGA
Molecule: messenger RNA, 1213 nt
Organism: Paecilomyces variotii
Lineage: Eukaryota; Fungi; Ascomycota; Eurotiomycetes; Eurotiales; Thermoascaceae
Exons: 4
Coding region: 124-765 (213 amino acids)
Source: RefSeq, a predicted model, not a curated record